CCAUGUUCAACGUGGAAGAAGGAAAUCGUGUCUUUGCAUUUGCAUCUAAGAUAUAGGGAAACCUAAUCUAAUAGGGAAAACCUAUACCAAGACAAAAAGGAAAAGAUGCCCUGAACAAUGUCGACAUGAUGCUGAUGUCGGGAGUGCUGAAUUGACAUGUUGGGGCUUCACAUUUUCGAGCUCUUGGCCUCGUUUUACUCCCUAGUCGGCAGUGUCACCACGCUGGGGCGUUUACUAAACCCGCGGACUUACCUGAGAGUUUCCAGAGGCAACGUUCCAGCGGGUGGUAGAUUCCAUCUUGUCGGUCUUGGGUAUAGGUUGGAGGCUUAGUAGGCAAAGGAUACUCGUAGAAUAGUAGGAUCUGAAUUGAGAAUCUGAGAGAUGCUAAUCUAUAGACACGCAACAAGCCCCUGUUUAUA
Molecule: messenger RNA, 419 nt
Organism: Aspergillus candidus
Lineage: Eukaryota; Fungi; Ascomycota; Eurotiomycetes; Eurotiales; Aspergillaceae
Exons: 3
Source: RefSeq, a predicted model, not a curated record